Molecule: messenger RNA, 792 nt
Organism: Aspergillus udagawae
Lineage: Eukaryota; Fungi; Ascomycota; Eurotiomycetes; Eurotiales; Aspergillaceae
Exons: 1
Coding region: 1-792 (263 amino acids)
Source: RefSeq, a predicted model, not a curated record
AUGGCGCUGAACUCAGAACAGAGCAUCGCGCUCACACAAUGGUUCCUCAUCCCAGUCUUGACAGGAUGGACAAUUGCCUUCGCACCGCCAUACUCCAAAAUAAGACCUGCCCUCAUUGCGAUUGCCAUUGGACUCGCGUGCUCAUUUCAGCUUCAAGUGCACCAAGCCUUUUCAUCAACGCCCGCCCGGGGACCCCUAGCUGCGAUGUGUUGGGUGAAUGUACUCAAUGCCAUUGAUUUGAUUAUGUUGAGUCGUGUCUCGUACGAUGCACAGGUUGCCUGGGAGAUGAAAUCUGCCCAAAGAAGGAUGGUAAAGAGCACCAGUCAGUGGAGGAGAUUCGUCUGGUGUAUAGGGCUGACGCUCAAUUACCGUCGUAUUAAUACCCCAUGGCAAAUUCGCGCUGUUCCCGCAUUUGUCAAAGAUAAGCUGGGAUACGUUCCUGACCGGUGGGUUUUCUUGCGUAACUGCAUGCUAAAUGUGGGCGGUUCUCUGCUCGUGCUGCACUUCUUCGCUAUUGAGGCGGAUGAUCCUCAUCUUCCAAAGUUCAUCUCAGAGCUCUCAGGGAGUAGAAUGGUCCUAUUACCUGCUGAAGAGAAAUGGACGGCGCGGAGGCUGAUCAUACAAAGCCUUUUUAUGGUGUCCUUUGGCUUCCUCUUUCGAGCAGCCAUACUGGGAAUGUACAACCUCCUUGCAAUGGUUUGUGUCAUUCUCGGAGUGCACCGGCCCAUUGACUGGCCACCUAUUUUCGGUUCAACGGCAGAUAUGAAUUCAUUGACUCGCGUGUGGGGGUAA